UAAGGGAGAAGACAGGAGAAAACAAGUGGAAAUUUCUUCCUUUUAGAAGAUUGAGUCCUAAUUCCCAAGCGUAUGGCUUCCAACUCCAGUAUAGAUAUAGAAGGCGCCACGCAGCACCUUCGAGACAUCUUAAAACUGGAUCGAACCUCCACUUCGACCGAGAGCACUACAGGUGAGAGCCGAAGAAAGACGUCAUCCAAUGGAGAGCUAAACGGGCUGUUGGGAGCUGGCGUGAUUGGAACAGGAGUACGAACCGCUAUGGUUGAACCAACGCCUCACAAAUCUGAUAAAACCAAUUUGUCAGAUACACAGACAAUUUGCCUAACUGGUGAUGAUGGCUCCACCUGCAUCCCCAUCACCGCUAGUAAUGUGGAAAUUAUUGCCAGCCGAGACUCAAAUAUUGACAGUAAAGCUCGUGGAAGCAACAAGGUUAAAAUCCAGCCAGUGGCAAAGUACGACUGGGAACACAAGUAUUACUAUGGCAACUUAAUAGCAGUGUCUAAUGCCUAUUUGGCGUAUGCCAUUAGAGGUGCUAACAACAACUAUAUGAUUCGAGUGCUCCGACUGGGCUCAUCGGAGCGAACGCUGUUGAAGGGCUUUACUGGAGCCAUCACAGACCUGGCUUUUGCCCACCUUGACUCCACCUUGCUGGGCUGUGUGGAUGAGGCCGGCAAUAUGUUUAUCUGGCAGCUCACAAGCCAAGACAGCAAAAUACAAGAUGAAAUUAUUGUGCACAUCCGGAGGCCUGAAGAUACGCCGCUAAACUCCAACCGCAGGCUUAUCUGGUGCCCCUUUAUUCCUGAGGACAAUGAGGAAAGCCCAGAGGAGGCCUGUCAGACACUGGCACUGCUGCACGAGGACAGGGCUGAGGUUUGGGACAUUGACAUCCUUCGUUCUAAUAACAGCACGUUGCCCGUGGAUGCCACAGAGCUUAAAGAGGGCUUUAUUACCAUUAAAGGACACACAGCGCGUAUCAGCGAGGGGGCCUUGGCUCCAGACGGCACUGUCUUGGCCACAGCCAGUCAUGAUGGUUAUGUAAAAUUCUGGCAGAUCUACAUCGAAGGACAGGACCAACCCAGAUGCCUUCAUGAGUGGCAACCACAUAAUGGCAGGCCUCUUUCCUGCCUCCUCUUCUGUGACAACCACAAGAAGCAAGAUCCAGAAGUGCCAUUCUGGCGAUUCCUGAUCACAGGAGCAGAUCAGAACCAGGAGCUGAAGAUGUGGUGCACUGUAUCAUGGACCUGCCUACAGACAAUUAAGUUUAGCCCAGACCCGGUAAACUCCAGCAUCCCGCCCUCUCUGAAAGCCAGUCUGGACCUGUCUGCUGAAUAUCUCAUCCUUACAGAUGUGCAAAGGAAGGUUAUAUAUGUGAUGGAGCUGCUUCAGGAUCAGGAGAAGGGCCGUGCCAGCUUCAUGGCGAUCUCUGAGUUUCUGCUCACCCACCCUGUGCUAAGCUUUGGCGUCCAAGAUGUCAGCCGUGCUCGUUUGCGCCACACUGAAGUCCUUCCCCCCGACGAGGAGAGUGAAAGCAUGACCACAGAGGGAAGCCAGGGACCUUUGGAGUUGAAAUCAGGAAUCCAAAUCAAGCUUUACUGUGUGCAUACAAAGUCCCUUCAGGAUGUGCAGAUCUGGUUCAUGCCCAACCAGGGUGCAACUGCCUCCCUCUUUGUACCAUCAUGUUCUGCUUCCCAGGAUGGCUUUGGUUUUGCAGACUCUCUGACAGAUCUAGGCGUCGAUGCACUGAGCUCGGACAAGGACUCUGGGGCAAGUGGCUCACAGAACGACCUGUGCAAGAUCCCUAGUCUUCCAGCUCCUGCUGAUUUUCUGAGCCCUGCAGACUCGACAAUGCCCAAACUCAUGACCCCAGAUGCCUUUAUGACACCCAGUGCAUCUGUACCAGCCUCGCCUGGCAGCAGUGCUAGCAGCUUGACUAUAGUGACGGCCAUGAGCAGCUCAGACAGCGGUGCGAGGGCUGCAGAGGACUUGACGCAGAGCCCAAAGCUGUGUGCAGAUGGAGCCGCCAACAGCCUGUCCCUCACUACCAGCACCAGCAGUCCCAGAUCAAACUCCAUUCUCAUUUCAGGCCUGGGUGAAAACAUACCGGUGCUGCCCCCACUGAACCCCUCCUCCCUCUCGCUGGACCUUCAGGCCAUGGAGCCAAUGCUGCUGCUGCCCCAGUCAUCCCCAACAAGAGCUCGAUCCCCAGAUGUGAUCUCCUCAGCCUCCACAGCUAUGUCUCAAGACAAUAUCCCUGAAAUUGCCUCAGAGACACUGCCAAGGGGCUUGGCAGAGGCACAUGACUCACACCAGGGCCUUCAGGACAGCAUGGCAUCAGCUGCCUCUGCACUGCACCUACUUUCACCACUGGAGCUAGGUGGAGGAGCUGCUGGAGACACCGAGCAGAGGUUAAGCAGCACGCCAUCUCUACUGGAGACAGCACUGUCGCAUGAAAGUGCAGCCAACGCUGCUGCAGCUGCGGCAUCUUGCUCAGACAGUGGUGCCAACCGCAGCUGGCCUGCAGCGCCUGACAUUACGCGCGAGACCAGAAACAGCCUGAGGGAUAAUGGUCUGGGAGAAUGUUCUAGAGAUGACAUGAAGGACAUGCACAUGUCCUCACCCUUCCACAGACGCAACUACCACCUUACUCAAAACGACAGCCAGGAUGCCAGUGCAGAGCAAAGUGAUCAUGAUGACGAAGUGGCCAGUCUGGCAUCAUCCUCAGGAAACUGUGGUGCUCGUUCCUCUCACAGACUCCCAGUGAAAGACUGGAAGACUUCACCUCGCGGUUCACCCAAACUCAAGCGUAAGAGCAAGAAAGACGACGGAGAUUCCUCCCAACACAGACAGAUGGAAAACCAGCUUAAUACCGAGGUGCAGGAGGAACUGCUUCUGCUGCUAAGGAGCCAACAGAGGGAGCUGGCUGAGCUGCGACAGAACCAACAAGAGCUAUUGCAGAGGCUCACGGGCCACAUGGAUGCUGUGCAGAGCUCCAUUAUGGCCCACGUUGAGCAUGUCCUGCUUACACAGCAGGAACAGGAACAGACAAGAAUGGAGCGGGUGUUAGCAGAGGGACAUGCACGUAGCCAGCAGCUUCAGGAGCACAUGGCCCAGCAGUUGACCCACUCUUUGGGCACUAUACUCUCCAGUCGGCUGGACAAAGUGUUACGGGAGGAGAUGAAGAAGAUGGUUCCCCCAACCAUCUCCAAGUCUCUGGAACCCCUGACAGGACAGAUGAGCAACACAAUCGCUGCCAAAUUGACUGCAGUAGAGGCAACACUAAAGGACAAUGUCACCAAAGUUGUUAAGUCUAAGAAUACAACUGAUGCGAUUGGCCGGGCGGCAGCUGAGGCCAUGCAGGGUCCUAUCCAGGCAGCCUACAAAGAUGCUUUCCAAAGCAUCGUGCUCCCUGUGUUUGAGCGAGGCUGCCAGUCCAUGUUCCAGCAGAUCAACGACAGCUUUAAACAGGGAACCAACGAGUAUAUUCAGCAGCUGGAGACACAUGUUAAGAACAGGAAGCAGCAUGAACAGGAUGCCCGGGACCCUGUGAUUGGUCAGCUGCAACAGAUGAUUGACUCAUUGCAGGCUUCCCAAGACCAGCUGGCCACCACAAUAACAGCAAGUGUGCGGUCUGAGGUUCAGCACCAGCUCCACUUGAUCGUGGGAAACUUGCAGGAUUCAAUCCUGUCACAGGUGCAGCGCAUAGUAAAGGGUGAGGUGAGCCAGGCCAUGAAGGAUCAGCAGGCCGCAGUCACCUCCAGCAUCAUGCAGGCCAUGCGCUCGGCUGCUAGUACACCUGUGCCUACCAGCCACCUUGACUACCAGACCCAGCAGGCCAGCAUUCUGCAAUUACUGCAGCAGGGCCAACUCAAUGAGGCGUUCCAGCAGGCCUUGUCUGCAUCUGAUUUAAAUUUGGUGCUGUAUGUGUGCGAGACCGUCAAUUCACAGCAGGUGUUCGGCCAGCAUCCGUGUCCCCUGCAUCAGGCGGUCCUGCUGUCUCUCAUCCAGCAACUCUCAACCAACUUGGUUACACGCACCGAACUCAAGAUCAGCUAUCUGGAGGAUGCAGUGAUGAACCUGGACCAUGGUGACCCAGUCACCAGGGACCACAUGAGUGCCGUGCUGACACAAGUACGUCAGAAGCUGUUCCAGUUCCUGCAGCAGGACCCUCACAGCUCCCUGGGCAAGCGUGCACGCCGCCUCCUGAUGAUGCUGCAGGGCCUCGUUAACCAUUAAUGUACCCCCUUUCUAUCCUCCAACUCACCCGUCUGCAGUCUUCAUGGCAUUCACAUACUCCAAUACUGCCCCUCUUCAGCCUGCCUGUAUAGCUCGCCACGCUUCGCUCAAUAGCCCAGACGUUCCUCAGAGUCCUGCGUGAUAAAAGCUGUAGAGUAGACGCAUACACUGUGCAGUUUGCUUUAUGACGACCCUGCACUGCACUUUCAGUCAAACCCUCUGAGGUGUUGUAGAUCUUUUAAAUGAUAACUCGUGACAUUAUUGAGCCGUUUUGGCUGUUUGGUUUCUUAUUGUUUCUCUUAAAGAAAAAGUUUGUGCUGCUACAUCCUAUGAGAGAAAACCCUUUUUUUGCAGCCAGCCUUUUUGUGCUAUUAUUUUUGUAAAAGCAUGAGGCGUGGCACCUUACAUUGUUUAAGAAUUGAUUAUUUCAUAUGGUAGAAAUGAUUAGAGAAUCAUUCAAUGAUGUUAAAAGAAACAACCAAAUCUGAACCCACUGGACAAUAAGCCAAUCAACCCACUCUGAGCAUCUGAUUAGCCCCAUAGUGUUCAGAAAUUGCUGAUUUGUCCAUAUUGAAUCACUUUUGUGCCAAAAGUUAUUCAAAUACGAAAAAUUGAUAUUUGCAAGUCAAAUAAAGAAAAUCAAAAACGGAUGCAGAUUUAAAUAGUAACAAAUAAAACCAAACCUUAAACGUGC
This is a messenger RNA of Trichomycterus rosablanca, 4927 nucleotides long. RefSeq names its product enhancer of mRNA decapping 4 (gene edc4). Lineage: Eukaryota; Metazoa; Chordata; Actinopteri; Siluriformes; Trichomycteridae. Gene Ontology annotation, cellular component: P-body. The transcript has 29 exons. The record is from RefSeq and is a predicted model, not a curated record. Gene Ontology annotation, biological process: deadenylation-independent decapping of nuclear-transcribed mRNA. Gene Ontology annotation, molecular function: protein binding. Bases 73 to 4233 code for a protein of 1386 amino acids.